Molecule: messenger RNA, 1341 nt
Organism: Lagopus muta (rock ptarmigan)
Lineage: Eukaryota; Metazoa; Chordata; Aves; Galliformes; Phasianidae
Gene: RNF128
Product: ring finger protein 128
Exons: 7
Coding region: 28-1248 (406 amino acids)
Source: RefSeq, a predicted model, not a curated record
GUGCGGUGCGGUGCGGUGCAGUGCAGGAUGGCGUCGGGGGCCGCGGGGCUGCUGGCGGCGGUGGCCGCGCUGCUGUGCGCCGUGCCGGAGCCCGGCGUGAGGGCGGCGGCGGCGGUGUGGACGGCGUGGCUGAACGUGUCGUGGGAGGAUGGUGCGGGAGGCAACCGGAGCGGCUGGGAGGCGGGCGAGAGCGGCCUGUACGGGCAGGACUCGCCGCUGCAGGCGGCCGCGGGGCUGCUGGUGUUGCCCGACGGCCGCGACGCCUUCAACGCCUGCAGCGCGCUCACCAACUUCAGCUCGGCACCCGUCGGCGGCUCGGGUUGGGUCGCCCUCAUCCAGCGCGGCGGCGGCUGCAGCUUCGCCGAUAAGAUCCGCCUGGCCGCCGAGCGCGGCGCCGCCGCCGCCGUUAUCUACAACUACCGCGGCACCGGCAACGACGUGCUGCCCAUGUCCCACGCCGGUGCAGGAAGCAUCGUUGCCAUUAUGAUUGGCAACCUGAAAGGCAUGGAGAUCCUGCGCCGGAUUGAGAGUGGCCUGAAAGUGACCAUGGUUAUUGAAGUGGGCAAAAAGCAUGGUCCCUGGAUGAACCACUAUUCCAUCUUCUUUGUCUCCGUGUCGUUUUUCAUCGUCACAGCAGCAACUGUGGGCUACUUCAUUUUUUAUUCUGCUCGCAGAUUCAGGAUCACGAGGGCCCAGUCCAGGAAGCAGCGACAACUGAAGGCUGAAGCCAAGAAGGCCAUUGGACAGUUACAGCUGCGCACCCUGAAGCAAGGAGACAAGGAAACUGGUCCUGAUGGAGAUAGCUGUGCCGUGUGCAUUGAGCUGUACAAGCCAAAUGAAGUAGUGCGCAUCUUGACUUGCAACCAUCUUUUCCACAAGAACUGUAUUGAUCCUUGGCUUUUAGAACACAGGACGUGCCCCAUGUGCAAAUGUGACAUUCUCAAAGUUCUAGGCGUUGAGGUGGACGCAGAAGAUGGGGCAGAGUCUGUGCAAGCCACAGUAUCCAGUGGGACUUCAAAUGUCACUUCAAUUAAUGAAGUGGACAGCCACAGUGAAACUGCAUCAUCUGGAUAUGCUUCUGUGCAAGGAGCAGAUGAAUCAGUUCUGGAGGAACAGGCAGCAUCAGAAAAUGACAACACACAUCUUGUAAAUAAUGAAUCUCAGACUUCAGCUGCGGCUGUUCUUCCUCCCCUUGACAACCCAACUUUUGAGGCGGACGAAACACAAGUUUCUGAAGUUAGGUCCUAAGAAUGUGCCCAGCAACACGGUAUAAGCCUUCUGCAAGGAGCUGCCUACUGCCAUCGCAUGUACACCACGCGUUUGAAGAACCCAGUGGAUGAC